Messenger RNA from Stegodyphus dumicola, 3220 nucleotides. RefSeq lists its product as uncharacterized. The record is from RefSeq and is a predicted model, not a curated record. Lineage: Eukaryota; Metazoa; Arthropoda; Arachnida; Araneae; Eresidae.
AAAGUGUCUUUUCUCAUUCAUAAGUAGGUUGCGUAACAUUUUGUGCCUAGCGCGGAUUUCUAGCAGCCUUGAACAGGUGUUGUUGCAAAUGAAAGUGAUUUGCUUCGCUACGCUGGUCAGCGCUCACUUUUGCUCAACACCUCGAGACGGAAUGUUUCCCAGCAGACACCCUACGCGGUUCGUGCUCUCCAUCUUCCUCCUCGCUUUAACUUCGGUCGGAGCUCAGGACUGCAGCGACGAUACUCUGAAGAGAUGCCGGAAAAAUGUUCAAGAAGGACUCUCUUCCGAAAGCAAAGAUGGCGACGACCAAUGCAGGUAUAUUCGAGAAAAUUUUGACUGCUUGCUGUGGCAGAUCUCAACUUGCUUGGAUAAGACAGAACAAGUCGACAAUGGAGAUUACCUACUAAGAUCUUGGCGUUAUUUAUCAACUUUCUGCGAAUCUCAAGGGAGUUGGUACACCAAGCAAUGUUUCCAAAGAGAUGAUAUUAGACGCUGCGAGGGUUUGCUCCCAGCGCGAGGUUUUUCCACCGAUGAUUCGUCUUGCAGGAGCUUCUCCAGUUUCCGCGAUUGUGUAAUACCAAUAGUACAGACCAAAUGUUCAGCCUCUGAGCAACGACUUCUCGGUACAUACUUGAUGGUAAAAGGUCAAAACAGAGCGUGGAACUGUCCCAGAACUUCAUCUUAUUCGAAUCCAGCAAGUGCUCCUUUAGCUGCAGAUACUAGAUAUAAUUCAUUAUCCGAUUCGUCAUGGAACAACUGCGACGAAGAAUCCCUCAGAGUUGAUCUUCAAGAGUGCCGCACAGAUUUUAACGAUGAAGAAAGAAUAGCAAGAAGACACAAUGAUAGUGAUAUGAGGCAUCACAAAACAUGCUGCGCUCUAGUGAAAUACGAAGAAUGUGUAAAAAAGACAGUCCAAGGGAGAUGUGGGAAUAGAAGAAGAUACGAAGAGAGAAGUCUAGUAACUGACAUGAAGCAGAGAUACCCUGAUUAUUACUGUAAUGACCAUACACUGAACGAAUGUUCGAGUGCUGUAAUUAAUAGCUUUUCACUACUCUGCGCAAUAUUAACUUUAUCAUUAACGUUAAUAUCGUCAACUAUGAAAUUUAAAUCUUUUUAACUGAAUGAUGUUGACGAAAUUGUACAUGCAUAUUAUUAAAAAAAUGUAUAUUAUAUGUUAAAAAGCAUAAAGUUUCUCAAAUAUCAAGGAUUAUUACCUUAGUAUCACUAUGGAAGUGAUAUGGCCAUGGCAGAGUGAAAGGAAAAUAUUUUUGGAAUACGUUAUUAGUUAGGAAGCGCUGACAUUUCCCUGCAUUUUGAGGCCACACUUUUUAGGUAGGAAAGUUUACGUACUUUUUGAAUGAAGAUAUAAAACGCUUUCUUGAAAGCGAUGUAUCAUGCUUUUACUUAAAUUUUGACAUUAAUGUCGUUUCAGAAUGGAAAAUACAGGUCACUUCAUAGUCUAGCGACAUAGAAAUUAAUUUUUUAAAAAAUUUAUUCAUCACAAUAUUACUCAUCUGAGUGACUACUUUUCUUGCUGCGGAUUUUCAACUCCUGCAUGGCUCUGAAGUAGUUUUCCAAAAGGAUCUUCUUCAAAUAUUUAGUCACAACUCUUUUCAUACAUGCUUCUUUGGAGGUCAUCAGCGGUAUCAGACUGGGACCUUUUCGGCAAAAUGACGAAUUAGUUUGUGCAAAAGGAAGCUGGUUGAUAUCACGACAAGCUGCUUUUCGAAAGAAAAAGAGAUGAACUAUCUUUGUUGAAUGCCAUAUUAUCAAACAAGAGAAAAAACUCGUUAAGUGCGAAUACAAGGCUGAACGAAUGGGUGACAUAAAGCUGUGCAAAAUACUUUAAUAAUAUUUUGUACUAACUACAUAAUCUUGCUACAGAGAGUCUUUGCGCACCACUUAACUGCACUCCCCCCCCCAAAAAAACGUGUUUAAGUGAUUUAAAACCGCAUGCCUUUUAAGGCUUUCGGAUUACUUCCUUUUCUCUAUAACCAACCAAUCAGUUAUUGAAAAAGACUGUUCCUUCUUCACAGCUUCCUCAGAUUUUUCCAGAGAAUAAAUAAUAAACACUGUUUGCAAGAACGUCCUUUUUUGAUACAAACUGAAACCAUGCUAACUCUGAUUGGUAUGGCCUUGCCAACGAUGGGUUAAAUGAGACAAUUACCUUAGUAAAAAAUUGAGAAAUGGAACAAAUAAGUCAUAAAAAGUAUUUAACGUACAGCAUUUUUCAGAUUUACUUCACGUUUUACGACUAAGACCUGUUGACGCGACUCUAUUGCUUAGUAACAAUUUCGAAUCCAUAGUUCCAUCUCAUGUUGAUAAAUCGCGACAGAUAUGGUUGUGAGAAAUAAUGCUAUGAAUCUAUAGACUCUUAAAGCUUUAUGCUGAGAUUUAUAGGCUUAGGCAAUAUCCAAAUCCUACCCUCUACUAAACUACGACCUGGCAACUUUUCUUUUUAUCUAUGGGAUCUCUUAAAAGUCGUGAGUUAUGUCAAGAAUAUUAAUAAUUAUUUUAAAAUAGGCAUUUCAAGGCCGUCGCUAACCUGCCCCAUUUGCAAUCACAACUCGCGUGUCAUCACCGCACACCAUUUAUUUUCUCCACAACAUUUGAGACUGUAAUUCAAGGUCAGUCUUAGAAAUGGCAACAUCGAUGGAUCUUAUGUUUUAAGCAGUACGAGUAAAAUGUGGCUUAGAUUUUGUCAAGAAGGUUAUUGCUCUACAUCACCUGAAAGAAACAGUUCGUUACACCUGUCAAAAUAUUUAUCCUACUGUCAUCAAAUGUGUAUUACUGGAGCGCAAGGCCGGCACCAGAUCACGUACGGAAAAAUUCUUAGAAUUUAGGAUGAAUUGGCAGGCCAAAAGUCUAGCGCAAGCCUUGCUGGAAAGGCAGUAUCGGCUGGAUUUGUUAGAGAUGCUAAACAUUUAACGUGAGGUGGGCCAUUUUGCACAAAUUAUAUUAAAUUCCUUAGUAUACUAGACUUAUAUCAGAUAGCCUGUAGAAUAUGCAUUUUCCAUACUGAAACGAAUAAAUACCUAAGAGCUCAGUCAUAGUGUAGAUUUAUCCCAAACAACUUUUUUAAUUUGACAGGAUAGGUUAUUCAGAAAUAUCAUUAUUCAUUACUUUUGACUCAUUUCUAUUCUUUCAUGUUGCAGUUUUGUAAAAGAUAUUGCCAUAAGCAUGUAUAAAAAAUAAAAUCUUGUUUGUUUUUGUCUCAAAA